UCAGACCUGAUGCAAGAGUCAAUGCGACGCGCAGUUAAGAUGAAGUCGGACUCCGAUUGGUACUGAUUUUAAGAGCCUUUUUCAUUCAAGAGGAUGUCCAUUAUCAUGAUGGCGUAACCGUCGGUUCCACGACCCCUUAAAAAAAUGGCGUCACUUAGCCGGGUCCGAGUUUUUACUUUGAUUUUUCUAACUGCAAGCUGUUAUUUAACUACUCCGACAAGUGGCAAAGAAGCAGUAGAAGAAGAGACGGUGAUCAUCGGAUUGAGACUUGAGGAUACGAAUGACAUUUCUUUUAUGGAUAAGGGCUAUUUAAAGGUAAGGGAGAGGUCUCGAAUGAGAAUGAGAGUGUAUGGGCAAAACAUCAACAACGAGACUUGGUCCAAAAUUGCCUUCACGGAACACGAGAGAAGUCGAGUUAUUGGAAACAUCGAUAGCUCUUCGUGGGUCAACAAGAGCCAGGAUCAUCCGUGUGGCAUUAGAACUUCAGAUAUUUUGAUUUUACCACACAUAAUUUUAAAUCGCAAGACGUCUGGUAUCGUGGAAAUCCAGAUCAAACCUCUGCGGAAGACCGAGACAAGCAAAGCGUACUACCUGUGCAUUGCAACUUCCACACCUGCCGUCGCUGGCAUGCUCGACACUUGGACAGAAAACACGUGGAUCUAUCAUGACGGAGAGGACACCAAAGUGAUCGUGGUCGAAGAGAAAAAGUUCCUGCUUCCUUUCUGGCUUCAGGUGAUCUUUAUCUCAAUGCUGCUGUGCCUCUCGGGAAUGUUCAGCGGGUUGAACUUGGGUCUGAUGGCUCUCGACCCCAUGGAGUUGCAGAUCAUUCAGAACUGUGGUACGGAAAAGGAGAAGAAUUACGCGAGGAAGAUCGAACCCGUCAGGAAUCAAGGAAACUACUUGCUUUGCUCGCUUCUUUUGGGGAACGUUCUGGUGAACACCACCUUGACCAUUUUGUUGGAUGAUAUUGCCGGUUCGGGGUUGAUAGCUGUAGUGAUGUCAACCAUUGGCAUUGUCAUAUUCGGGGAGAUUAUGCCUCAAGCUAUAUGUUCACGGCACGGUCUUGCUGUAGGUGCGAAUACAAUCUUUUUGACCAAAUUCUUUAUGCUGCUCACGUUUCCUGCGUCCUAUCCGGUAAGUAAAUUAUUAGAUUAUCUACUCGGACAAGAGAUCGGUACAGUCUACAAUCGGGAGAAACUUUUGGAAAUGCUUAGGGUCACGGAUCCGUACAACGAUCUGGUGAAAGAGGAGUUGAACAUCAUUCAGGGUGCAUUGGAGCUGAGGACUAAGACCGUGGAAGAUGUGAUGACGCCGUUGCGCGACUGCUUCAUGAUCACCAGCGAUGCUACGCUGGAUUUCAACACAAUGAGUGAGAUCAUGGAGAGCGGUUACACACGCAUUCCGGUGUUCGAGGGGGACAGAUCCAACUUUGUGGACCUGCUAUUCGUGAAGGACCUGGCAUUUGUGGAUCCCGACGACUCCACCCCGCUGAAGACGAUCACUAAGUUCUACAGCCAUACUUUACAUUUCGUUUUCAACGAUACAAAACUUGAUGCGCUUCUGGAGGAGUUUAAGAAAGGAAAAUCUCACCUGGCAAUAGUCCAGAGGGUCAACAACGAAGGAGAAGGUGACCCAUUCUACGAAGUGCUUGGAAUUGUCACCCUGGAGGAUGUUAUUGAAGAAAUCAUAAAGUCUGAAAUCCUGGACGAGACAGACUUGUUUACUGACAACAAAACAAAAAAGAAAAUCACUCAUCGAGAGAAGAAACAGGACUUCUCGGCUUUCAAGCACAUGGACAAUGAAAUGAAGGUUAAAAUAUCACCUCAGCUUUUACUGGGUACUUUGCGUUUCCUAUCAACAGAAGUUGAAUCUUUCAGUCCAUGCCAAAUGUCUGAGAAGAUUCUUUUGCGUCUCCUCAAGCACCCCAACGUCAUCCAGGAGAUCAAAUAUAAUGACAAAAAAAAGAAAGCAGCUGAUCAUUACCUCUUUCACCGCAACAAGCCUGUGGACUAUUUCAUCCUCAUUUUGCAGGGGAAGGUGGAGGUGGAGGCCGGUAAAGAGGGGAUGAAGUUUGAAGCAGGAGCUUUCUCCUUAUAUGGGAUGAUGGCUCUCACUGCUUCUCAAGUUCCUCUAUCCCUGUCUCGUGCGUUUGUGGUCAGCAGGGCUAACUCUAUUGCUGGAUCUCCAGAAAACAAAUCCCCCCCUUGGUCAUUUGGACUGAACCAUUCAGACUCAUUAAACCGUAGCGAGAGGAUUGAAGCCAUAACUCCGUCAUUGGGCAGCAGUUAUAACCAGCUCAACGCCUUCAUGCAGAUCUAUGUGCCAGACUAUUCUGUCAGAGCAGUGUCAGACCUACAGUAUAUUAAGGUAACACGUCAGCAAUAUCAAAACGCCCUCAUGGCAUCACGCAUGGACAAAACACCACAGUCAGAGAGUGAGUACACCAAAAUCGAGAUGACUCUGACAGACCUCCGUGAAGGAGUGAUUGAUGAAACUAUUACACUGUUUAGCCAGACACAGAACUGUGUCGCUCACAACAAACUGAACCACAAAGGACACAGUGAGGGAGCUGUCUAGCCCUCACUGGGGUGGUGGAGGAGACCGGAAAGCAGAAAGAACAACACUCCUCUGGGCUUCACCAACCCACACUCUAAGGUAGUGCAAGACUCCUGUGGCCUGGGCUUGGGUUUACCCCGGUUUAUUUCAUUCAUUCAGAAGAAACCUUGUUUAUGUCCCCCAGACCAAAGAGUUUUGAGGAUGGACAUUCUCUGACAAGCCCCUAAAGCACACUCACACUGCCCGUGUGAUGUUGAGAAAAAAGAAAGACUUAAGUCAGAUGCUGAAAUACGGUAAAUCAAAUACUGCUUUGAAGGAAACAAUAAACCAAGAGCCUUAUUACAAACUCACAUAUUUAUUUAUUUUAUAUGUGUUUGUAUAUACUUGCAUGUCUGAGGAUAUAAUUGUUGGCACAUGCAAACACUUCUCUGUAAAGUUAUGCCUCUAUGUAUGUACCUCUAUGAGUGUAACUGAUAUCACGCAAAUGCUGAUAUAUAUAUAUAUACUUUACAUACAAAUACACUCCUGAACAAAGUCUGAAGACUAGGGGAAACAUUACAAGUUUUUCUCAUUUCUCGCUGAUGGAUCGUAUCCAGGUUGUAAGUACUGCUUCAAAAUGCCAAAACAAGAAACAGGAGCAAGAGACAAAAAGAUCCCACAUUUAUAAUUGAAAAAAGGAUGUAAACUGGACAUAAAUAGAAGCCUAUAAAGUAAUCCCAAUCACUGUACGAUCACUGACUUCUGUUUAAUUUCGAAAAAAACUCCCAUUUUAAUGGAUGAAUCAAAUUACACUGCACAAUGAACAUUAAAACAUUAAAUCGUUUGUUUAUGAGGUCCGUGAGCGCGCAGCCCGCCUAAACUAAUCUAUUUUGCUACCACCUGCAGCAUGAAUUUGGGUGUUAUGAGAUGGAGGGAGACAGAUUUAUUUCAGAAGAGGGAGCUUCGGAAGAUAUAGCUUUCAGUCAUUACUGACAGUCAACAGGGAAAAAUCUAGCCUAUUGCAAGCAAAGUAUAGGUGUUUGUUAACGGCACAAAAUAAGACUGCAAAACUUUUGUUAUAAUAAAUGAAUCAGACUUCACUGCACAAUCACUUUUACAUGCUGUUUAUAAUAAACUCAAUAGGAAUAUGCAGUCCACCUAAAAUUCCUUUGCUUCCACCAUAGUAUGUAGUGUGCUUCUGUUACAAACUAAUGCCGCUAUGUGAGUGAAGAGUGGUGUUGCUACCAGCCAAUAGACAAAUCAUUUUUUGUUUUUCUAUUUUCAUUGGGUGGGCAAGACAAAUGUUAGGAGGGCUCAGCCCACCCCUGUCCAGGCCCUGGGUGUUAUCUGGUAGAAGUCCUUUUGUCAGGCGGGCGUGGUGAACUACAGCGUUGUCCUGUUGAAAUGCUCAGUCAUUACCGCACAGACGAGGGGCCUCAGUCAAGAGGGAUGCCUUCUGCAACAUGUCCACAUAGCCAGCCGCCAUUUGACUACCCUUCACAACCUGAAGCUCCAUUUUCUCAUUGAAGGAAAAAGCACCCCAGAUCAUGAUGGAGCCUCCAACACUGUGCCGCGUAAAAAAGAUAUACGGUGGGAUCUCCUUGUCAUGCCAGUAACGUUGGAAGCCAUCAGGACCAUCCAAAUUAUAUUUUUCUCAUCAGAGAAUGAAAUGUUUCCACCUGUCAAUGUAUCAUUUUUGUAGCUCCCUUGCAAAUUCCAAGCGGGCAAGUUUGUGGUGUGGAAGGAGACAUGGCUUUUUUGGGCUGCAGUCAGCAUCAGUAAGGGCCUUAAUUUGGGUUGAGGAUCGACCUGUGUCUUCAAGGACAGACCGUCGGAUCCUCUUUUGACUUUUUUGUUCCAUAACUCUCAGGAUCUUUUAACAAAUUUGCAAUGACCAUCUUACUGCGUCCAACCUUGGCAGCGAUGGCGCAGUCUAUGCCCUUGCUUGUGUAGUUUAACAAUCCUGCCACGUAUAAAAGAUGUUUUGUCUCUUGCUCCUGUUUCUUUUUUUGGCAUUUUGAAGAAGUAUUUAUAAUCUGGCUACGAUCCACCAGCUAUAAAUGUGAAUCCUUGUAAUGUUUGUUCAGGAGUGUAUAUAUACAUGUAUAGUUACAAAAACCUCAUUGUAUGUGUACAGUACUGGUGAGGGUCUUUUAUAUGUCAAAUUAUUUUACAGUUCUAAAUGUGGUUAAUCCUACAAUACCCUUUAUACAUUUUUUCAAAAGAAUCAUAUUGCCUUAAAAAAAUCAUCAAUGCAAAAGAUGAUGUAUUAUGAUUACUGUUUUGUAAAUUAGAGAUUUGUUCUUAUUUGUUCUGAGAUGUGAGGAUGAACCGGUCCCAUCUGCUUAAAGAUGUUAAAAGGUUUCAUUUAAAGCUGAAUGCUGUCAUAGUUGGAAGAUGACAGACCUAUCAGGAAUUGCAUGUGAGGGAGAAUCACUAUGCAUCUAUGCAAAUUCCAGGCCUAAACAAUAUGAUUUUUUGAACACAACAGUUACUAAAAGAAAUGAAAAACAUUAAAUUGUGAUACUAUUCACACAUCUGGAAGAAAGGUUCAUUACCUCUGUGUCUUUAUUUAUAAAAACACUGGAGACUCCGGCAAUGCAAAUAGGGAUAUUUAGCACACAUUUAUUCCCAACAAAGACCAAAAUGUUAGUUUAAGAAAGAAAUGUUAAUUUAGUUAAAGAAUUCUCACGCUUUUUCAGUGCAAUCUAAUUUCCUCGG
This is a messenger RNA of Triplophysa dalaica, 5256 nucleotides long. It is a transcript of the gene cnnm2b, whose product is annotated as cyclin and CBS domain divalent metal cation transport mediator 2b. Gene Ontology annotation, molecular function: magnesium ion transmembrane transporter activity. Gene Ontology annotation, biological process: magnesium ion homeostasis; transport. The transcript has 8 exons. Gene Ontology annotation, cellular component: plasma membrane. The record is from RefSeq and is a predicted model, not a curated record. NCBI's taxonomy places the organism in Eukaryota, Metazoa, Chordata, Actinopteri, Cypriniformes, Nemacheilidae. The coding region runs from base 145 to 2577 and encodes 810 amino acids.